GGUCACUUUUAAUUAAAAGAGCAAUAUAUAUACUUCUAUGGCUUCUUCAUCAACUACUUUGGUUAUUUCUAAGGCAGAUUCAAACAACAACACUAGCAAUAAUAUCAUCACACGCAUGGAUUCCAAGCUGUUCCAAGCUGCAGCCAAUGGAAAAAUCCAAGUGUUGAAGAAUAUUAACCAACCAAGCCUUGACCAAAUAUUGACCACAGAAAAGAACACAGUUAUCCAUGUCAAUAUCACUGCUACAAAAACAAGUAGUCAUAAUACAACAACUUUCUUGGAAUGGAUACUUAGAUUUGUCCACAACUGUUAUUACAAACCAAUGCAAGAGGAGAGUCUCCCUUACACUUGGCAGCAAGGUACGGACAUGAUCUUAUUGUUGAGUUUCUUAUUAAUCGAGCUAAACUACUUGAACAAUCUGAUCUUGAGAAGGCCAUCCUUGGUGGGGUGGAUAGUAGUGAUGUUGCCCAACACAUGAUGAGACUGAGCAACAAGGAAUUGGACACUGCGUUGCACGAGGCUGUGCGUUUCAACCAUCUUAAGGUUGUAAGGAUUUUGACUAAACAAGACCCUUAUUUCACACAUUUGGCUAAUGGAGCGGAAGAAACUCCGCUUUACAUGGUUGUAGAGGCGGAGUACUUAGAUUUGGUUGAUGAAAUACUAAACAAUUGUUCCACACCAGCCUCUACUGGCCCUAAUGGCAGAAAUGUUCUCCAUGCUGCAAUUUUAACUGAAAAUACAGGCCUAACAAGAAAGAUUUAGGAGAACAUAUUAGAUCUGACCAAACAAGCAGAUAAGGAUGGUUUCAUUCCUCUGCAUUAUGCUGUGAUGCCCACUUCGAGUUACUCGGAUAAUAAUUUGGAGAUUGUGAAGAUGUUGUUAGAAAAUGAUGAAAGCAGUGCCUACUUCAAAGAUAAAAAUGGCACCACAACUCUUCAAAUUGCAGCUUCCAACAGGUUUGGAGGUUAUGAAUUAGUGAAGGAAAUUCUUUCGAAGUGUCCAGAUAGCUAUGAAGUUGUUGAUGAGAAAGGCAAAAAUUUGCUACACUAUGCUGUGAGGAGACAAUCUCCUUCCACAUUAAAACUCAUAUUAGAUCAUUCUUCACUACUCAAUAAUUACCUUUUAAAUAGAAAAGAUAAUGAAGGAAAUACUCCAUUGCUUCAUAUGCUUGCCACUUCACCAUGUUAUUCAGAAAACUUAGAAGUUUUGAUGUCUCAUCCUAAAGUGAAUAAAAUGUUGUUCAACCAACAAAACAAAAAUAUUCUAGAUAUGGCAUAUGAUCUUGAUUCCAGUGAAUAUGAGAAGAAAGGAUUGCCAAAACUUUUUAGUAAAAAUCCAACAAUAAAGAGUUGGUUGCGAAAAUCACUUGUAAGAGAUGACAGAGGCGAAAAAAUAUUGACCGAGGCUGAGAAGAAAAAGAUUGAGCAAAAAGAAAAAAUAAGGACUAGAAUUGCAAAUAUUAGAGAGUCUACUCUAGUUGCGGCUGCAUUGAUUGCGACAGUGACAUUCACAGCAGGAUUUACAUUACCGGGAGGUUACAUAAGCGACGAGGUUAGGCAUCCACAACAAGGUAGCGCGGUUCUAAGGAAUAACAGAGCAUUUCAAGCCUUCAUUAUAACAGACACAAUAGCCCUAGUACUUUCUAUUACGGCUGUUUUUAUCAACCUUUCCAUACUAUAGCAUCUUUCAGUGAAGAUGCAAAGGAGGAGUUUGUAUCUAACUACCUCAUGUCAAUGGAGUUUACAAUAUGGGCUAUGGGAUUCAUGGUGGUAGCAUUUGUCACUGGUACCUACUCAGUGUUGUCACUUUCUAACACUCUUGCUAUCACUAUUUGUGUAAUUGGAUUAUCUUUCUUCCUUCUCCUUCUCAUCAUAGUGAAAGGGAAAAUUAGAAAGGUUCAAUUCACCUUUCGACCAUUUGUUUUGUACUAAAUAAUACGGUUUGUAUUAUUGUAUUAAAAUUUGUGAUUGUAAUAAUUAUUACAAUACAAAAUUCAAUCAAAACAUAAUUUUCUGAGCAUU
Cannabis sativa is the source of this 2021-nucleotide messenger RNA. RefSeq names its product ankyrin repeat-containing protein ITN1. NCBI's taxonomy places the organism in Eukaryota, Viridiplantae, Streptophyta, Magnoliopsida, Rosales, Cannabaceae. The coding region runs from base 829 to 1680 and encodes 283 amino acids. The record is from RefSeq and is a predicted model, not a curated record. The transcript has 3 exons. Gene Ontology annotation, cellular component: plasma membrane. Gene Ontology annotation, molecular function: protein phosphatase regulator activity; protein phosphatase 1 binding.